GAGAAAAGACAAGAGCGUUUAGUGAAUAGAAAUUUGUUGGACCAGUGAAGACCCUCCUGACCGUCAUUACUGAAACCUGCACCAAUGAUUGUUGAGAGGGACAAUUCAAAAUUUAAUGGCGUGGUCGUCAAGGAUUUCUGAAGAUAAAAAUCUAGUCAAACUCUAAGAGACCUGGACUGUGGAGCAGAAGCCAGCAAAAAGAGAGGGCCUAGCUUCUGGACCCACGUGUUCCCACUCCACAUCCCUUCGACACCGACAGGGAAACUUGAUUUCCUACUUCUGCACACCAAGUUUCUACCUCCAGAUCUGCUGGGUUUGGUUACUGAGAAGUCUGACACACCAGUGGCGCCUGGAAAAAACCAUCACCGACCGGAUUGAGCAAGAUGGAUCAUCCAACAUCGAGUCCGAUGUAUGAAUACAUUGACAUCGAUUACAGUGCUUCAGAGCCCUGCCGAAAAACUGACUUGAAGCAAAUCGCAGCCCAGAUCCUGCCUCCGCUCUACUCGCUGGUGUUCAUAUUUGGUUUCGUGGGCAACAUGCUGGUCGUCCUCACCCUGAUCAACUGCAAAAAGCUGAAGAGCAUGACUGACAUCUACCUGCUCAAUUUGGCCAUCUCUGACCUGCUGUUUCUUCUCACCCUUCCCUUCUGGGCCCACCAUGCUGCAAAUGGGUGGGUCUUUGGGGAUUCAGGAUGUAAAAUAUUCACUGGGCUAUAUCACAUUGGCUAUUUUGGCGGGAUUUUCUUCAUUAUCCUCCUGACAGUUGAUAGGUACCUGGCAAUUGUCCAUGCCGUAUUUGCUUUAAAAGCCAGGACAGUCACUUUUGGGGUGGUGACAAGUGGGGCCACCUGGGUGGUGGUUGUGCUUGUCUCUCUCCCAGGAAUCAUCUUUACCAAAUCCCAAGAAGAAGAUUCUCAUUAUGUUUGUGGCCCUGCUUUUCCAAUAAUAUGGAAGAAUCUCCAUACAAUAAUGAGGAAUAUCUUGAGCCUGGUGCUGCCACUCCUUGUCAUGGUCAUCUGCUACUCGGGAAUCCUGAAAACCUUGCUUCGGUGUCGAAACGAGAAGAAGCACAAGGCCGUGAGGCUCAUCUUCGCCAUCAUGAUUGUCUACUUUCUUUUCUGGGCUCCCUACAACAUCGUCCUUGACCUGAUCACCUUCCAGGAGUUCUUUGGCCUGGAUAAUUGUGAUAGCUCUAACAGGCUGGACCAAGCCAUGCAGGUGACAGAGACUCUUGGGAUGACGCACUGCUGCAUCAACCCCAUCAUCUAUGCCUUUGUCGGGGAAAAGUUCAGAAGGUAUAUCUGGGUGUUCUUCCGAAAGCACAUCGCUAAACGUCUCUGCAAACAAUGUCCGGUGUUCUUUGGGGAGACAGCAGAUCGGGUGAGUUCAGGGUACACCCCAUCCACUGGAGAGCAGGAAGUCUCAGUUGGUUUAUAAAAUAAGGAGCCAUUUGUUCAUUACUUUUAAAAAAAGAGAAAAAUAAACUACCUUUGGGGAAAACAAUCCAUGUAUAAUAAUAAUCUUCAAGGGUUUGUUGAAGAAUAAAGACCUGUGAAGCAGGUGCCCAGAAACCUCUGGGUUGUGCGUCCCAAGACAGAGUUAUGACACAACUUGUAUAGACAGCGUAUGCUCAGGGAAUAUUCCAGAACAACUACAGGUAGAGACUUUGACUCUCCAGCAAGCUCACCUCAGUUCCUGGAUGAUGCUGCAUCUCCCAUGUUUAUGCUUUUUCCAGUCUACACCGUUUCAUCGUUCUGCCUCUGUUUUUAUCAAUCUCUUGUAAUCAAGGGCCCCCUUGGGGAAGAGGAGGAGAUGGCUACAGGGGGAAGGGGAAUGAGGGUGAGUGGGUCAGGGUGAGUGUGAGAAGGUGGGAGAGUGAGCAUGGUUGAGCCUGGGUGAGUGUGAAAUUGAAUAAGGGCUUCACUCACUCAACCAGGAAGCGGUGGUGACCCUCAGCCUCAUCUCCCACCUGUAGUUAAAUUUGCAGGCUUUGCCAGGUCAUGGAGAGCUUGGAAACUGUAACAACUUCCCUCGAAUUUUGGUUGGGUCCAGUGAUCUUCUUGUGUGUAAGUGCAUGAUACAAUUUUUAUCUAUGACAACCACGAGUCAGAAUCAACUCGAUAGCAACUGAUUGGUUUACUGGCUUUGUGCCAACCACACACCUUACAUCUGAAAUCCAUUAAAUGCCCUGUCCCAUUAUUUGCAUGUUUUUUAGGCCUUAUCUUCCUAUAGAAAAUUUUAUGUAAAAAUUUUGUUUAUAAAAUAUUGCAUAAUCUAUGAUCAGCUGAAAAACAAAACAAAAGCAGCUUGUUUGGUCCUUUGGGGGAAAGGACAAGGCUGGAGAUAGUGUGAGAAGGAGGUGAAGACAAACGAGUCUGUCCAUCCAGAGCAGAGGGGCCGCAGCAAGAAAACAGGGAUGUGUGGGAAUGUUUCCGGAGUCAGCUAAGAGGAAAGAGCGGGAAGGAUGGGUCAGAACCAUGGAAAAACCUGGUGACUUUGCACCUGAACUGUGUUUGUUUCAUUGUUGCUGUUGCCUGUCCUCCUGCCCCUCUUGCUUCCUAUUUAUUUGACCACAGCCUUUAUCAUAUAACUCUUGGCCAUAGGAUCGCCCUGCUCCAAAGUCCAGUUUGUGGAGGUCCAGGAGAGCAGAGGGGAGAGAAUAAAAAGGAAACUGGAGACAAAAAUCCCUUGGUAGGCCAGGGAGGCGGUAAUCAAUCAGUGGGGCCCUGGAGCUUCUCCUUGGAGCAGAGAAGGAGUCUGGAGCCUCACCUGGCAGAAGGCCCCUUCUUUGGGAAUGAUAUACUAAUCGCAUAUCAGGCCUCUGAAACUCAGAGUCUAAAUUACCAGGAGGAUGGGCUAGAUGGAGAAGAUUCUCGAUGAAUCUAGAUACAGGCUUAGAAUUCAGAUCAAACAAACAAACAAAAAUUAUCUUCUCUCUGGAAACAGUAAAAAUAAAAUCAAAGCUGAUAAUUGCAACUUGCAAAUGUGGUAAAAUCUCAUUUUGAAGGGUUCCUCCUAUGCCCAGCCUGAAAAUAUGGUAGCAGUCACGGAGAAAAAUCUGGUUGAAUUUACAGGCUAGAAAUAUGGCUAUUUGGGGAGACUGCUGGUUUAGCAUCAAUAGUUAUUGAUCUACAGGAAGUCGUAGGUCUGUGAUCUGUUGGCUUAUUAGCUCAUGUGGAUGUAGCUUCCUAAAUAAUGUCCUUUGGAUGCCAGUGGACGCUCUACAACCAUCACCUCAACCGUGUCUUUCUUCCUUUAGGCUUGUUGCCAAAAACCUUUUUUAUACCACUAUGAAGCAAUGAAUUUAAACAUAUGUGAGUACUUCAGUGUUUUGCAGUGGUCCUUCCUGAUGCUCAAAUUGUCCUGUGUUUGACCAGUGGGAGCUCCUCAAUCCAGCUGGCUCUUAAAUCAAAGCUUUUGAAAAGCUCACUGAAGUGAGGAGCCUGAAGACUCCGUUCUUAGUGGAGCCAGGUUAAGAAUGCUCAUACAUGUUAGCAGUGUGUUUCAGAGCUGAUACAAGCAAGAAACGUGGGCUUCUGGAGCCAGGUAACUUGGGAACUACAAGUUAUUAUGUUAUGGUUCUACUUUCUCGCCACUUAAUUAAAAAUGACUUCAGAACUGGGUGGGUGGGGAGGGGAAGUAACUUCAC
Messenger RNA from Loxodonta africana (African savanna elephant), 3648 nucleotides. Its product is annotated as C-C chemokine receptor type 2-like. The record is from RefSeq and is a predicted model, not a curated record. Gene Ontology annotation, biological process: calcium-mediated signaling; immune response; cell chemotaxis. The coding region runs from base 384 to 1436 and encodes 350 amino acids. Gene Ontology annotation, molecular function: C-C chemokine binding; C-C chemokine receptor activity. NCBI's taxonomy places the organism in Eukaryota, Metazoa, Chordata, Mammalia, Proboscidea, Elephantidae. Gene Ontology annotation, cellular component: external side of plasma membrane; membrane. The transcript is spliced from 5 exons.